Spinacia oleracea (spinach) is the source of this 2475-nucleotide messenger RNA. Its product is annotated as phospholipid--sterol O-acyltransferase. The transcript has 17 exons. Gene Ontology annotation, biological process: lipid metabolic process. Bases 129 to 2186 code for a protein of 685 amino acids. The record is from RefSeq and is a predicted model, not a curated record. NCBI's taxonomy places the organism in Eukaryota, Viridiplantae, Streptophyta, Magnoliopsida, Caryophyllales, Amaranthaceae.
UCAUAAUUUCCUAUUUACAACUGCGAAAACGACCUUUCCGCAAAUUUCCAGCAUAAAUGGCAGAAAAUUCCAAACUACUAAUCCCUCAUUAAACCCUCCAUCAUCUCCCAGUUUCUAUCUCCUCUCCAAUGACAGCUCCACAUUUGUUGGAGCUCAAAAUGCGAGGCCUAAUCCUAACAUUUCUAAUUUUAGGAACUCUCCAUAAAAGUUUUACAGUAAUUAAUGGGGAAGAAGAGUUUAAAGGAGACUACAAAAAAUUAUCUGGUAUAAUAAUCCCAGGAUUUGCUUCUACCCAGUUGAGAGCUUGGUCUAUUCUUGAUUGCCCUUACUCUCCUCUUGAUUUUAAUCCUCUUGAUUUGGUCUGGCUUGAUACCACCAAGUUGCUUUCCGCUGUAAAUUGCUGGCUCAAAUGUAUUAUGCUAGAGCCCUACAACCAGACAGAUCACCCUGAAUGCAAGUCAAGGCCUGAUAGUGGACUAUCUGCAAUAACAGAACUUGAUCCAGGUUACAUAACAGAAUUUAGGGGUGGACGGAAGGGUGAUGUAUUCAUCGGUCACAGGUGGGACGUUGUUAGAGAAUUGCAGCAGCAAGCAGGAGAGGUGGUAGAGAGCAGAGAGAAAUGGAGAAGGAUCAGGCGUAAUGGAGACAACGGUCCUCUCUCUUCUGUGUGGAAAGAAUGGGUCAAGUGGUGUAUUGAGUUUGGUAUAGAGGCCAAUGCAAUAAUUGCUGUUCCUUAUGAUUGGAGAUUAUCACCAUCGAAACUUGAGGAGCGAGACCUUUACUUCCACAAACUCAAGCUGACUUUUGAAACUGCUUAUAAACUUCGCGGGGGCCCCUCAUUAGUAUUUGCUCAUUCACUAGGAAACCUUGUUUUUCGUUACUUUCUAGAGUGGUUAAAGCUUGAGGUAGCUCCAAAAGAGUAUAUGAAUUGGCUGGAUAAGCACAUCCAUGCCUAUUUUGCUGUUGGAUCCCCUUUUCUUGGUGCAACUGAAACAAUCAAGGCUGCACUUUCUGGAUUCACCUUUGGGGUUCCAAUUUCCGAGGGAACUGCUCGUUUAAUGUUCAAUUCUUUUGGUUCAUCGACGUGGAUGUUACCAUUUUCAAAAUACUGUAAAACAGAGGAUAAAUAUUGGAAGCACUUUUCUGAUAAAGGCAAAGAAGCUCAUCAUGCCUAUCACUGUGAAGAAGAGGAGUUUAAGAGAAACUAUUCGGGGUGGCCUACAAAUCUUAUCAACAUUGAAAUCCCUUCCUUUCACAGUUCUGAUGCUUAUCCAUCUGUACUGGAUGUUAUGGAGAAUACAAGUAUGGAAUGCAGUCUUCCAACCCAAUUAUCCUUCAAUGCUCGAGAAGUAGCAGAUGGAACCUUCUUUAAAGCAAUAGAGGACUAUGACCCAGAUAGUAAAAGACUUUUGCAUCAGUUGCAAAAGUCAUAUCACGGAGAUCCUGUUUUAAAUCCACUCACUCCUUGGGACAGGCCACCUUUGAAAAAUGUUUUCUGCAUUUAUGGAGUAGAUUCAAAAACUGAGGUUGGUUACUACUUUGCCCCUAGUGGAAAGCCUUAUCCUGAUAAUUGGAUCGUAACUGAUGUCAUCUACGAGAUAGAAGGAUCUUUGUAUUCAAGGUCAGGAAAUCUUGUUGAAGGGAAUCCAGGAGCUACAAGUGGAGAUGAGACUGUAGCUUAUCAUUCCCUUUCUUGGUGCAAAAAUUGGCUGGGACCAACAGUUAACAUAACAAGAACUCCUCAGUCAGAGCAUGAUGGAUCAGAUGUUCAGGUAGAACUUGAUGUAACACAUGAUCGUGGAGCUGACAUAAUUCCGAAUAUGACAAGGUCUCCUAGAGUGAAAUACAUAACAUACUAUGAAGAUUCUGAAAGCAUACCUGGAAGGAGGACAGCUGUAUGGGAGCUUGAUAAAGUAAAUCACAGGAAUAUGGUCAGAUCUCCAGCAUUAAUGAGGGAGUUGUGGCUUGAGAUGUGGCAUGACAUUAAUCCUGCAGCAAAAUCGAAGUUUGUCACUAAAGCGAAGAGGGGACCUUUAAGAGAUGAUGACUGUUAUUGGGAUUAUGGUAAAGCUCGUUGCGCAUGGCCUGAGUAUUGUGAAUAUAGGUAUGCUUUUGGUGAUGUUCACCUUGGACAGAGCUGUAGGUUAAAGGAUUCGUCAGAAGAUCUUUUGUUAUAUUAUAUAUAAUAUCUGAUUUACAUGUUCAGCUGGUCUCCACGAAUUGAUAAAGAAGGUCGCUUCAUUAUGCGCACAUUUAUUGGAGUUAUAUUUUGAGUUUCUUCCACCAAGGCGAAACUCAAAACAUUAUUUAACAAUUAUGUAGUAACAUUGAAGAGACAUUUAUUUAGCUCAGUAGACUCAUAAUUCAUUUCUGCUGUAUAUAUAUUUCAUCUAUUUAUUAUUGGUUAUUCAUGUAAACCAGAAUAUGAUAAAGUUCUGUUCACUGGGUUCUAGUUUCAUCCGUUUCAUCUUGAUA